AAAGGUCAAAAGUGAAAUAGAAUCACUAUUGGUAGUUUUACCAUCGAAGUGAAGAAGACACUCCAACAAGCAAAUUUAUUUGACAAUUGGUAGUUUUUCGCGAGACUUCGGACAAAUCGGUCAAGAAAGAAAGUUUAGUGCUAUAUUUGAAUGAAAAGCUGGUCACAGAAUAGAUUUUUCCCCAUUUGAAAUUGAAACUGACUCAUCAAAACUGUUCAGGUGCUGUUUGAUCCGGUGUUAUAUUCUGUGAAGUGAAUAAAAUCAAAGGAAAGGAUCUCAAAGACAGAUUUCCUUACGCUAAUUGAGUGACAAAACACGCUUUGAUUGAUAGUCAAAGCUUAUCAAACCUCAAGAAAAGCGAGAAAACCCAUCAAAAAAUGGACUUCGACGAAUACCGCAAAAGAGGCAAAGAAAUGGUCGACUACAUCGCCGACUAUCUGGAGGGGAUCCGAGAUCGGCGGGUUCUACCGGACGUCAAGCCCGGCUACAUGCGAGGGCUCCUUCCGGAUUCGGCGCCCCUGGAGGGAGAAAACUGGCAGACGAUCAUCGACGACGUCGAACGAGUUAUCAUGCCGGGCAUAACGCACUGGCAGAGUCCCCAUAUGCAUGCCUACUUUCCGGCGUUAAACUCGUUCCCCUCGCUGCUGGGCGACAUGCUAGCCGAUGCUAUAAAUUGCCUCGGCUUCACUUGGGAUCAGCGGCCAUAA
Uranotaenia lowii is the source of this 707-nucleotide messenger RNA. RefSeq names its product histidine decarboxylase-like. The record is from RefSeq and is a predicted model, not a curated record. Gene Ontology annotation, biological process: histamine biosynthetic process; L-histidine catabolic process. Bases 378 to 707 code for a protein of 109 amino acids. The transcript has 3 exons. NCBI's taxonomy places the organism in Eukaryota, Metazoa, Arthropoda, Insecta, Diptera, Culicidae. Gene Ontology annotation, molecular function: histidine decarboxylase activity; pyridoxal phosphate binding.